Exophiala mesophila is the source of this 2196-nucleotide messenger RNA. RefSeq lists its product as uncharacterized. The record is from RefSeq and is a predicted model, not a curated record. The coding region runs from base 183 to 1826 and encodes 547 amino acids. Gene Ontology annotation, molecular function: protein binding. Lineage: Eukaryota; Fungi; Ascomycota; Eurotiomycetes; Chaetothyriales; Herpotrichiellaceae. The transcript has 4 exons.
CUCCUAGACUUCCUCGGGCGAAUUCGUCCCCGCUUAUCGCGGCAUCCCGCAUCCGUCUAUCUCAUCUCACCACCCCAUUCCUAUCUCCAUUCCCUUCGACACCACUUCAUUCACUCUCUUCCUUAACGCCUGCCUGGUGAUCUGAUCCUCUCAUACGAUCUAUCGCUAGAGCACAAGCAAUCAUGUCGCAGCUGCUUGAUCUCUCUCCGGAGAUCCUGCACAAUAUCUUCUCCCACGUUCCCCCCACCGACCUUAGCAGAUUGUCUCGCUCUUGCCGGCACUUGCACCAAUUUAUCAAUAAUGACGACUUCCUCUGGAGACUACAAUUUUUAUCUCGAUUUGAUCCGAUUAACGACUCCUCACCGUCAACAUCGUCGUGGAAAGACAGGUUAUCAGUCUUGACCAACGUCGAGAAGAUUUUGGCUUCGGAAAACGAGCAAGUCAAGGACGACAAUGUCGAUGAGGUACUCAGAAGAUGCGUUGAACUGGCCACGAGCGCCCCUCCCUUUUCAAGCAAGAACUUGAGGUUCCUGAAUCGACUCUUCCGCAAUCCCCUCAACACAUCCAAUUUCCUCUGUCGAGCCAACAUCUUCACCACCGCCAAGCCGAGUCUAUGGCCAUGGAAAGAUUCGCCAGAACUUCGCCAACUAUCUGCUCGUCUCCAUGUACUCUUCGGCAUCGAUCUAGAAGCCUCCUGGCCACAUCGAGAUGAACUCUGCCCUCACUUCUCAAUCGAUGAAACCGCCCCCGAUGCCAGCCUAUAUCCGCUCCGCUUCGUCCACCCAUACGCUCGCUCACGAGUCUACGAUCUUCGCCGCUAUACCCAAGCCAAUAUGUGGGGACCAUUCCUCGACGAUGGGAGCCAAGCGAUAGAUUGGGAAAAGGUUCAGGCUAUUAUGAUUGUUCUUGCUUACAACCUGAGAAUCUACACAGAACGGAGACUGCCAGUGGAGUCGGAUCUUGAUGACGACGAUGACGAUGACGAUGAGGAAGAAGAAGAUGAAACACCUUCUUCACACGCCUCUAACUCCUCCCCGUCCGCGGCAACAACACCCGCUUCGACCUCUCCACGCUCCGCCUCGUCCAAUUCAUCUUCUUCGACAUCCUCGAGAACUCGACCUCGAGCCUGGUCGCCAUACAGCGCCCAAAUAUGGGAGUCCCCCUUCCAUGGCAUUGCCAAGAAUAGCUUCAAGUCUCAACCUCUUGGUCCUCUCGACAACGUUACUCCAUCACAACACCCAGAGCUUGAUGCCUUGGACCCUUUUGGAAUCACCGGCACCUGGACCCGCGUUGUUUGUUUCCUUGACUACAACGACUUAUACACCUUCAACUUCGAGAACGGAGACAUCCCGCUCGCCCAGGAACGGGAACCCAUUAGUACAAAGGAAGCCUUCCGCUUGAUCCGGCUGCAACUUCGUGUAACAAAGAUUGAAGAGCCUGGUCCGGAUGACGGCAAGGACUAUCCCGUGGUCCAUUUCGAGGGUACGAGCAAGAGCUCAUUCAUGGCCUGGGAUCCUAAUGCCAACAGCCGCAUUCGAGGUACGGUACGCCAGACCCCCGGCGGUGCUAUUCGCUGGACAACAUUCAGCAUCUUCCAUGGCGAAGAGCGAUGGCGCAGCGAAGGCGUCCAGAUCGGUGGUCCGCGGUCCGCCCGUGGCGUGUUGGGCAACUGGUUCGACAAGGACUACGAAGAACACGGUCCCGCAGGCCCCACGGCGUUUUGGAAAGUCAGUGAUGACAUCGUCGAGGACAAGCCCGUCGUCACCACCCUUGGCUUUGAACACAACUGGGCAGAUGAAAUCGUCCACGUGAUUUUCUCAACGUAAUACAAUGCCAUGAUUAGAGACAGCGACGGGGUCACGACUAUCAAGACAACUGCGAUGCCAAGAGCUUGGACAUAUCUUUGACUUCUUUCGACGGACUUGGCUUCUCUUUGAUUUUCGUACUAUCGACAGUCCAUCAGGAUGUAUGGAUGACGAGCAGAGCACAGUAAAGGUGUCAGAUAGGAGGAUAUUAGCCUACGAUAAUCGUGUCAUCACGCCCGUUCGGAUCAUCAAGAUGUCAUGAUGGGUGCGCAGACAGCAUCCAUGGUAUGUUCUGGCCAUAUCGGAAUGUACAAAUCUUCCAAUGCACAUGUCGUCAAUAUAUCAAAUUCAUCGCCAAAUGUGAUAGUCCCUUUGUGUAUGUAGACAGUUC